CUUGCCACCCUCCCUACACUCACUUCAGAGACCUCCUGCCUCUCCAUUUCUCCCCGUGUUUUAGCCUCCGGACAGGACGCGGCAAAGGGAAGUGAAGUGGCAAGCACCCUUUGCCCCCACUUCGCUAGUAUUGUUAUUUUUCCCCACUUCUGGAUCGAUUCUCCCAAUAAAACGAGACAAUUGCUUGGUGUAGCUGUAUCGGGGAGAAGGCUCGGGAGGAGGCUAAUAUAGGAAGCUCGAUGACGACGAAAGAGGAGAACAUUAUAACAGAUGAAAUGGCUAACCCAUCUCCAGCAAAGAGCAUAGGCGACCCUGGAAUCACACCGCUGUCUCCUACACACAUUCAGAAUGACACAGACCAGGUUCCGUCAGCAAUGCCCUUUGUGGUCGUGGUGGCCAUUGACUUUGGCACAACAUCAAGCGGCUAUGCUUAUGCAUUCACAAAGGAACCUGAGUGCAUUCAUACUAUGAGGCGUUGGGAAGGUGGUGAUCCUGGAGUAUCCAACCAAAAGACGCCAACCACAAUCUUGCUGACACCGGACAGAAAAUUUCACAGUUUUGGCUAUGCAGCACGUGACUUUUAUCAUGACCUAGAUCCCAGUGAGUCCAAGCAAUGGCUCUACCUGGAGAAAUUCAAAAUGAAGCUUCAUACCACAUCGAACUUAUCCAUCAACACGGAUCUCCAGGCAGCCAAUGGAAAGCGUGUGAAAGCUUUGGACAUUUUUGCUUAUGCACUGGCCUUCUUUAAAGAGCAAGCACUAAAGGAGCUGAGUGAUCAGACAGGUGGAGAGUUUGACAAUAAGGACGUCAGAUGGGUCAUCACUGUUCCUGCCAUAUGGAAAAUGCCUGCAAAACAAUUUAUGAGGGAAGCUGCCUAUAAGUCUGGUCUGGUGUCCCGUGACAACCCCGAGCAACUUAUCAUUGCUCUGGAACCUGAAGCGGCAUCAAUCUACUGCCGUAAGCUCCGCCUUCACCAAAUGGUGGACUUAAGCAACCACACCAAUCAGAAUGGCUUCAGUCCCACUGACAAUGUCAGCAGUACAAUGACCCAAGCUUCUCCAGGCCAUGCCAACAAGGAGCAUGUUCGGCGCAACCGGCAAAGUCGCACUUUUUUGGUGGAAAAUGUCAUAGGGGAGCUUUGGUCGGAGCUGGAAGAAGGUGAUCGUUAUGUGGUGGUUGACUGUGGCGGAGGGACAGUGGAUCUUACUGUCCAUCAGAUUCGUCUCCCGGAAGGUCAUCUAAAAGAGCUUUACAAGGCCUCUGGUGGCCCAUAUGGCUCUCUUGGGAUUGACUAUGAAUUUGAGAAGCUGCUUUGUCAGAUCUUUGGCCAGGACUUCAUUGAUCAGUUCAAAAUCAAGCGGCCAGCAGCUUGGGUGGACUUAAUGAUUGCUUUUGAAUCACGGAAACGAGCAGCGGCGCCAGGCAGGUCCAAUCCCCUAAAUAUUAACUUGCCCUUCUCGUUCAUUGACUACUACAAGAAGUUCCGGGGCCACAGUGUUGAACACGCCCUACGCAAAAGCAAUGUGGAUUUUGUUAAAUGGUCAUCGCAGGGGAUGCUGAGGAUGAGUCCUGAUGCUAUGAAUUCCCUUUUCAAACCCACCAUCGACCAUAUCAUUCAGCACCUAAAUGAGCUCUUUGAGAAACCAGAAGUGAGCAACAUCAAAUUCCUUUUCCUUGUGGGGGGUUUCGCAGAAUCACCUCUGCUACAACAGGCAGUCCAGAACAUGCUUCAGGAACGCAGUCGCAUUAUUAUCCCUCACGAUGUCGGCCUCACUAUCCUGAAGGGUGCAGUGCUGUUCGGGUUGGACCCAAGCAUCAUUAAAAUCCGCCGCUCCCCACUUACGUACGGCGUCGGCGUCCUCAAUCGCUUUGUAGAGGGCAAGCAUCCUCCUGAAAAGCUGCUGGUGAAGGACGGAACUCGCUGGUGCACUGAUGUCUUUGACACCUUCAUUGCCGCCGACCAGUCAGUAGCGCUCGGCGAGAAUGUGAAACGGAGUUACACGCCAGCCAAGCCCUCGCAGCAGGUUAUCGUCAUCCACGUCUACUGCUCUGAGAAGGAGAGUGUGGGAUUCAUCAGCGAGUCUGGCGUCAAAAAGUGUGGCUCACUUCGCUUGGAUGUUAGUGGCACAGAAAGCGCGGCUCCACGCCGUGAGAUCCAGACACUCAUGCAGUUUGGUGACACCGAAAUUAGAGCCAUGGCAGUGGAUGUGUCCACUGGGCGCACAGUUAAAGCUAGCAUCGACUUCCUCAGCCAUUAAGAGAGCAGUGAGCUUGCGGUAAUUUAUAGGGAAAAAUGGAAAUAAAACACUCACAUAGCAUAAUAUUAAAACAUUCUAAAGGAAUCUGACACAUAUUUUGGGUAUUCUACUAUUGAAUCAAACCUAUCACUCAAACCAUUAAGCAAUGCUGGCAUUAUAAUGGCCCAUUUGGAUGUCCUAUUUAUGCUUAAUCUCUUAUUAGCUAAUUGAUAUUAUGACACAAGAAGCAUAACGUCUCAAAGACAAAAAAAAAAGAAAACUGUGUGGAUUAAUUAUCGUAAAAAUAAUACUGAUGCUGUGAAUGUAAUGUUGGUCUAUGUGCUCUGCAAAACAGCUUUAGGUGAAAAUAGCAGAAAAGAAACAUAGUCAUCCUUGUUGCCAAGUAUUCCUAUUGACCUCUGUGAAGUUGGCCCCACAUCAAACACAAAUUUAAAUGAAAUAUAGUAUGUGUUAUGUUUGUGCCAGUUUGUGCUGUAAAAAGUUUGAUUUGUGCUGCUUUGAGAUAUCUGUAAUUAUUUAAUAGGUCAAUCUGAGGUCAACCAGCCACCCCAUUUUGAUCUAAAACUGCUAAAAAUGGUGUAAAUCGUUUGUGCUACGCUAGUGCUGUAAAGACUUGUUUGUGCUGCAACAUUUUUGUAGAUACAGGUCGCCCCCGGGUUACGAAUGAGUUCAGAUUCGACGCAAGCAACAUAACCCGAAUUUCUGCAUAAGUCGGAAUGAAGCCUUUGUAAUAUCCCCUGAAUCUCAAAAUAACUGUCCAAAAACAUGUAUUAUACGUCAUUGUACCGUCCUCGCCAAGACGCUGGAGUUAAGCUCUAGAUAAACAGCGAGCUUAGCUCCGAAAUGACGCAUGCAUACAGAAAUCCCUUGCUUGUAGCUGUUGCUUGCACCGGUUGUUGCUCAGUGUCGGUGAGCCAGCUGUGCUACACAAUUGCUGGGGGAGGUGAAACUCCUGAACUUUUUCCUCAAUCGAAGAAAACGAAGUCCCUGGUGUGCGAAUACUUCAGCUACAGAAAAGUUACAGACGGUCGCAGCUUAGAAAAGAGCCAACUGACAUGUAAAACAUGUUUGCGGAGGGUGGCUGCCGAGGAGGCAAUACCUGCAAUAUGAUUUCGCAUUCAUACAAAAUUAAAGGUUAGUAAACAUCGUCAUGAACAUUUCCCACCAGCUACGAGAUUUAACUCCAGCAUGUUUAGUGUGUCUAGCAGUGGUAAAAUAUGUGGUGUUUUUUUCUCUCUGGCAACUGUCUGUGUUGAGAAAGAGAGUAUGUGUAUAAUGUAAACAUGAUACGAGUCAUACACACGUGUUUUUUAUGGAAAAUUAUUUGAUUGUUUUUGUUCGGGUUAAAUGAAACUUUAUACAGCACAAACCGGCACAAAUAUAGCACAAACAAUUGAUAUGAAAUUGUGUCUGAUAAGGGGCCAACUUUACAGAGGUUUCAUACUGUUAUCUGAAUUAGGUCAGUGUUACACUGGAUUUGUACAGUGUUACGAUCAUUAUAUUACAUGCUGAGGGUUCUUUCAACCAUCACUAAAUUAAUUGACAUAACCAAUCUUACUAUUUUUUAGCACAUUUUUUUACGCUAAAUGCCCAUCCUAAUUCAACCGUGCCAUUCGUAUGGUUUACAACCAGCAUUUGAGAGCUCGAUCAAAAAGAAUAGAACUGGCUAGGAAUCCUACUGCGCAGCUUGCAUGAAAGGCAACUGCAUGUACUACUAAAUCAUACACUAUACAUGUAGAGCUGUUGCUUUCUCUAGGCAUUGAAAGGAAAUGCGGCAUUCAGUAAUCCAGCAAAAACAAAGGUUAGAGUCAAAUUUCAUCGGUGUCAGUGUAAUUUUUCUAAUCCGUGUUUUGGAAUGUGUGGUACAUUGUCUGCUCUAUGAAUGGUAAAGUUAUUCAACGAUGGGCAAUAAAUCUAUCAUUCUAAAACCGGCUAAGCGCUAGUAAGUAACGCUAUCAGAUCUUCUUUUGCACUGCCUGCAUUUGUUAAUGCUUUAAAUUUGGCCAGCCCAUUCAGAUAUGCUCAAUCUUAGUGUGGCCAACAGUCAUGUUUGUUUAUCCCUGUAUAUACAGUAUUUAAAUAUUGUACAGAUUUUUAGCAUUGUGUCAAUAGCUUUAGCUUCAGUAGUUUUAUGCACAAGUUUGAGAGCACGCGUGCUUUUAUGUAUUGAGCACGUCAUCCAGCAUCGCACGAGAGCCACUGUGACCUUUAUUGAUGAGGAAGAGGGAAAAUUUUAUCCAGUUCAUGACAACACAGCUCAACAUGGCUUGAGGUUGUUGCCUGUCAAUUCUACAAAAGUUGAGUUUUUAAUUAUUAUUAUUAUUGCUAAUCAGUGAAAGCAUUUUUUCUUUUUACUAAGUCUGGAGGUAAUCAGGCUUGCCAGUAGUAGGUGAGAUUGAGUUCAACUUUAGUUUUGUUUCAUUGGAUUAGCUAUAUCAUACUUAAAUUUGAUUAGUGAUCUUAAAUAUUUAAGUGGGGAAAUUUUCAAAAGAGUUUAAGAUUGGGGAAAAAAAUACCUUUUCGUAGAAAUUUGGAUGGUUUGGGAAGCAGGUCAGUAACUAUGUACUUUACAGUCAAAUUAAGCUAUGCCAUUUGUUAUUGUCAGAGGUGGGUAGAAUAGCCAAGAAUUUUACUCAUUAUUUAUAAGUAAUUUAAAGUCAUUUUUUUAAAGAUGAGUUUUACAUUAGAAGAAGUAAGAAAGUACGCGAUGAAUACUCAGUAAUUGCUUGGAAUGUCUGUUUUUUUUUAACAAUACAGUGGUACCUCUACAUACGAAGUUAAUUCAUUCCAGGACCUGGUUUGUAAGUCAAAAUGGUCAUAUGUCGAGAGGGACUUUCCUAUAGGAAUACAUUAUAAUCCCAUUAAUUUGUUCCACAGCCCAAAAACAUACGCUAAAUCUGCCCGAAAGCUGAAGAUGGGUCAUCACUGGGUCUUUCAGCAAGACAAUGACCCUAAACAUAUGGCCAAAUCUACACAGAAAUGGUUCACCAGACACAAAAUCAAGCUCCUCCCAUGGCCAUCUCAGUCCCCAGACCUUGUUUUGUUGGCAAAAGGGGGUCGUACAAAGUAUUAACACCAGGGGUGCUAAUAAUUGUGACACACGAAUAAUUAUUUCUAUAUGUGUGAUUUUUUUCCCCCACUGAAUAAAUGCACUUGUAUUGAUGGUUACAUUUUUCUCUUUUUUUCCAUUGAGGUCCCAUAAUGUUUGAAUUAAAAAAAAAAAAAUUAUUAGAAACUAAAAAACACAUCUUAACCAGGGGUGCCAAUAAUUAUGGAGGGCACUGUAGCAAUUACACAUAGCAAAACAAAUAAAAUAUAAAUGCAAAUCGGAAUGAUAAUAAUUAUUAUGUAACAAAUCGUUUUGCAUGCUGUUCCUGAACGCACUGUGUGACUGAUGACAGAGAGAGGUGCGGAAGAGUUUUUGCUUUCUCUUUUCAUGUUGUUGGCGUCGGCUAUGGUGGAUAGUUGCUGUGUUGUGUUGCACAAGUUCUGAAAUUAAUGAUUGAAAACCUGACGAAGCUAGUUGUCUCCUUAACUAAUAUGGGCUGGCGAAUGGAAGUCAGAGGAGGACCGUCGAGAUCGUAAACACAUUCCGGCCGUAUCGUCGAGCCAGUUCACUAACACGCUCACCACGCUCAUAUUUUUCUAUCAUUUCCAUCUUAAUUUCAAUGCUAAGUGUCACAUUUUUCAUUUUUUUUCACUACCUGCACUAACACUGAGACCCAGGUUGAUUUCUCUUACAAGAAAAUAUGCCAUGCUUCCGUCUUGCGGGAAAACAAUGUAAUUGUGACACUGUCAUAAAUCAUUGUAUUUCGAGCAUGCCGACAUAUGUCGAGACAAACGAGUCAAAUUUUACGUCGAAAGGAUUGUACGUUGAUACGUCAAGGUACCACUGUAGUAAUUUUUUUUUCUUAGCACACUGUCAUCUAUGUAUACUGUAAUUAGUUGCGCUAUAACCUAUUACAUGACCAUAUACUGUAAGGCAGAAAAAAAACUUAACUCAUUGAAUUCCAACUAGAAAAAUCUACAGAAAUGAAACACUUUAAAGACUCCAUCAGAUUGAACAGGCCAUCGUGAUCACAGUCACAGGACUUCUGACUGACAGCUCAUGUGUGUUGUUGUUACGUCUGAUUGGUAUAAAGUCAGGUGAUUGUUAUUUGUGAAAGUGGUAGAGCCGCUAUGGGCAAUAUAAAAUAAAUAAAAUCUGAUAUGUAGGAUAAAAAGGAAAAAUAUAACAACUACUGCAGUCCAAAGUAGUCGAGCAAGAGCUGUGUUUCUUCUUUACAAAUCUAUUCAAGUAAAAUCAAAAUGUAUGGACUGGUAAAACUCUUAGAAGUACAGUUUUCUCAAAGCUCAAGUAAAUGUAACUAUAAAUCUGACCCAGUACUACCCACCUCUGGUUAUUUUAUGUUAAGUGAUUAUUAGACAUUUCAGUGCCGUCCACCUUUUGUUAUAUUAAUUUUUCAUUGGUAUCCUGUGCCCAUUAUUAAUAUAUUCCCUAUCAGUUAAUGACAGUUUGAAUUUUUAACGUCAAAAAAAUUGAUGCUGCAUCUCAACAUGGUUUUUCGAGCUACCUGCAGGGGAAUUUUGAAGAAAUUUUCGUGCCUUGAAAAGUCGUCUUCCCCAUUAGCAUAUUGUCCGCUUUAUUGAUGUUUUUAAGAAUCUGUUGAAAUAGAAAAGGAAUAAGCUGCUAGUGUGCCAUUUAUAGUGUUCUACUAAAUGAGAAGGCAUAAAGCAAUUUCUGUUGUGAUUAAUUCAGCAUUAACACAGAGUUUGUCAAUGUAAAAAUAAUUGAUUUUACUUAUAAACUCCUUGCUUGUACUCUAUUUUGCCUCAAUUCUUGCAGGACACAAUCAUCAAACAGCUCUAUGAAGCUUGCAGUAUUUGAUUGAUUGUAUUAUUAGUAUGGCCAUCAUCUAUCAGGUUACAUAUUAACACAUCAUUGCCAGUGUAAAGACAGUAGAUGGUGUUCCAUUGUUUAUUACCGUAUUUUUCGGACUAUAAGUCGCAGUUUUUUUUCAUAGUUUGGCCGGGGGUGCGACUUAUACUCUGGAGUGAAUUAUGUGUGAACAAAUUAUUACAUCAUUUCACAUGUUAUUUUCACACUAAACUGCAAGAGGACGCUCAAUGUCUGUUUCAACAUUGGCACUAACUUAUAGAAACAACUGAGAAGGGUACUGUUCUAUUUUUAUUUUUAAUUGCCUUUCAAGAUGACAUCUCUAUUUUUGGUGCUGCAUUUUAUCAAAAAAAUGUCCCCUCCAAGAUGCGACUUAAUACUCGGGUGUGACUUGUAUAUGUUUUUUUAUUUCCUCUUCAUUGCGCAUUUUUUGGCUGGUGCAACGUAUACUUGGGUGUCACUUAUAGUCCGAAAAAUACGACACAUGAUUGUCUGUCUGUUAAACAUGUUUUGUGGAUAUUUUCAAAUGAUUUAUUAAUGCACUUUAUUUUAGGUCGUAUUUAGUAGUCACUUUUCAAAGUCGAUAUAAAUACAGUUAUAGCGAAUAUAUUAAAAGCUUUAAAGAGAUAUUUGGCUGAAAAGAAAGGGUAGGAUGGUCUUCCAAGUAUCCUUACACAUUUGUCUCAGUGGUGUUAUAUUCGUAUUGAGCUGGAUGGUGUUUCACACAUCUUUCAAUCAAACACAAAACGGCAACCACAGUGAAAAACGGUAAACCCUUAGUAAACUUGCACUGUGAGAAUAAAACCCAUCUUGUGCUUCUGUAUUUUCAACAAUUCGUAGUUUUCUAAUGUCAUCAUUUGAAUCGAGAUUCUCACUGGUUGUGCUUUCCAGUAGCAAGCAGCGCACGUUUACCGACUCACUUUCUGCAAUGCACGUUUUGCAUGUGUCACAAAUGCGAAAAAACAAGACAAGACUAUAAUCACAAAACAAGUUUCACUGCUGGUUGCAUAAAAAGGGCAGAAUGAACUGUGGAGAAACUUUGCUGACCACCACAUCACUCUAUACUGUACAGCUAUUACAAUAUGAAAUGGAAUCAUGUACUGUAUUAACACACUUUCUAUAAGGCAAAAGCCGAUAUUUCAAUGUUAAGUCCAUCAAUUAUGAAACGGCAAGUGGAUGUGUCUUAAAAGUAGAAACAAUCAAGUACUGUAUCUUCUACACGUUAUUUACAAUAUACACUUAAACACUUGACAUGGGUGAAUUUACGAUCGUCUUAAUCACUCUUGAAUGUACUUUUUGUUGUUCCUUUUUGAAUGGAUAAUUGUUUUUUUUACAUCUCCUGUUGCUUCAUUUCGUUGUCUGCUAUUUUCACUUCAUAAAAUGUAUUCUAACCAUUUACAACUAUUCACUGUCAGAUUCUCAUUAUUAAAAAU
Molecule: messenger RNA, 8588 nt
Organism: Corythoichthys intestinalis (scribbled pipefish)
Lineage: Eukaryota; Metazoa; Chordata; Actinopteri; Syngnathiformes; Syngnathidae
Gene: hspa12a
Product: heat shock protein 12A
Exons: 13
Coding region: 240-2258 (672 amino acids)
Source: RefSeq, a predicted model, not a curated record